Messenger RNA from Vigna angularis (adzuki bean), 1607 nucleotides. RefSeq lists its product as uncharacterized. The record is from RefSeq and is a predicted model, not a curated record. The transcript has 12 exons. Bases 1 to 1413 code for a protein of 470 amino acids. Lineage: Eukaryota; Viridiplantae; Streptophyta; Magnoliopsida; Fabales; Fabaceae.
AUGCGACAUCGUGAUCUAGCGGUUACAGAUAAGCAGUUACACAUCUUGGCUACACAGCGCCGUGAAUCACGGCCAUAUAUCACGGAAGUAAUUGACUCGAACUGCAACGCUUCUUCUCCCUCACGCGACAUUUCUCUUCUCCACUGUUCCUCCACCACUUUGCUUUUCCUCACCGCCACUCCCCCUCCUCGCUCGUGCUGCCAUCGCCGGUGUUGUUCGGUUUGUUCUCCUUCUCCGUCCUCAACCGUCCACGACUCUGCGUGUCCUCUCACCUUCGACGACGCUGCUGCCUCUGACGACGCUGCUGCCUCCGCGCCGGACUCCGACGACGCUGUUGCCUCCGCCGGUCACACUCCGUCACUGUCUUACCUUAGAGUAUUGGCACGUGAUCGUAUCUCUAUACUUACUCCAUCGUUUGACCAUGUUUCUGAGGCUGAUCGGAAUCUCAUAUGGCAAGAUCUAUUAAUAACAUUUGAUAUGCCAAACGUCGAGAGCUUAAGGAAUAGGUCAAUUGACGAAGAAACAUGGCGUCAGUUUGUGGAGCUUCGUUCUUCUGAGGCGUGGCAGCAGCAUUAUGAGGAUUAUGGCAAUCAUCCUCCACCAUCUCCUGUAGCGGAACAUAUUGUGCCCCCUACAGGUAGAAGCGGUAAAGGAAGUUGCUCAGUUGCCGGUGCCCCAGGGGACGACAUGGAUGACACUCGUCCAUGUGAGUUAUAUAUUCUCUCUGAUACUGGGACCAUGCUAGUGGCUCGUGGUACAGUGUAUGAGACAACCACUGUAGUGCAUGGUGUACAACUUGCAGAAGAUGAGGUCAAGGUCACGGUCGAUGAAGUUGUCAUAGCGGAUGUCGUUCUUCCUGUGCCUACAGAUGAGUUCUUCACUGUGGAAGAAGCAUUUAGGUCCUUUGUCGCCUGGCCUAGACAUUUGGUUGGUCAUGUAUCUAAUCCCCCGCAGAUAGGUCAAGAGGGAAGUCCUAGACCGAAGAAGACUCAUUUAUCUGAGGAUGACCCUCUUGGUGCAUUAGACGAGCUUGCUAAACUCAUUUCAGAUGUGCCAAUGAAUGGGUUCAACGAUGUAUAUGGGUUCAUUGACCCUUCUAUGACUCAUGAGAGAAAUAAAUUUGAUGAUAUCCAGACAUACAUCACCACCUGCUUUGGAACGGGGAAGGAGAUAUAUUUUCUCCCUUAUAUACAUGGGUGUCAUUGGCAGCUACUUGUGAUCUCCGUACCGGAGAACACGGCUGUUUGGUUUUGUUCAUUGCAUAAGUCUCCUCCCAGCCCUCUUAGACAUGCAGUAGAUUGUUCCCUUGCAGCACAUAUGAUGUUAUCUGGGAGAUCUACUGCUACAGCUAAAAAGCUUGCAUGGGUUUCUCUUAAGUGUAAUAGACAAAUGGGGUCAUAUGAAUGUGGUUAAUACGUUAUGUUUUGGAUGAUGACCAUCAUUCGUGCACAUUACACCACUGGAUGGGAAACGGUAAUAUUUAGGUUUGAAUUUUAUGUUCUCUAUAUUUGGAUUUCAUAUACACUAAUUGAAAUCAUUGUACUUUAUGCAGAGAUUUAAUAGGACUGCUUCAAUUCCAGAGAAGUCAAUCCAACUUGUGAGGAAAA